CCCACGUGAGGCAUUGGUGUUCCCGACUCCGGAAGCGAUGCUCUCGGGUGGCGCGAGCAGGGCCUGCGGCAGGGCCUGCAGGUGCUGGCUGUCAGGGUAUGCGCGUCCGGCAGAUGGGACGCAGCAGCCUGCCGCCCCGGAGCAUACAGUGUCCCGCGAGGCGCUGCUAGACCUCUGUCGGAGGAGGCACUUUUUCAGCGGGACGCCACAGCAGCUCAGCACGGCUGCUCUCCUGAGCGGAUGCCACUCGGGCUUUGGACCUUUGGGUGUAGAGUUACGAAAGAACCUAGCCUCACAAUGGUGGUCCUCUAUGGUGGUGUUCAGGGAGCAGGUCUUCGCGGUGGACUCCCUCCACCACGAACCGAGCUCUUUGCAGCCCGAAGACAGUGCCUUCAGGUUAGUUUCUCCAGAAUGUAUACGCGAAAUCUUGCAAGACAAAGAGCUGAGUAAGGAACAGCUAGUGGCCUUUCUUGAGAACUUAUUAAAAACUUCUGGGAAACUACGGGAGACUCUUCUUCACGGUGCCUUGGAGCACUAUGUUAGUUGCCUGGAUCUGGUAAACAGAAAGCUACCUUACGGUCUUGCUCAGAUUGGAGUGUGUUUCCAUCCUGUUUCAGACACUAAGCAGAUAACCAGCAGCGUUAGAAGAGUUGGUGAAAAGACCGAAGCUUCGUUGGUAUGGUUUACUCCCACAAGGACUUCGAGCCAGUGGCUUGAUUUCUGGUUGCGUCAUCGGCUUCUGUGGUGGAGAAAGUUUGCUAUGAGUCCCUCUAACUUCAGCAGUGCCGACUGUCAGGAUGAAUUGGGACGCAAGGGAAGCAAGCUUUACUACAGCUUUCCCUGGGGAAAGGAGCCAAUAGAAACCCUGUGGAAUCUAGGAGAUCAAGAACUCCUACACAUGUAUCCUGGAAAUGUGGCUACGAUACAGGGUCGAGAUGGACGGAAAAACGUGGUUCCUUGCAUUUUAUCUGUAAAUGGGGACUUAGACCUGGGCACGCUGGCUUACCUCUACGAUUCCUUCCAGCUCGCAGAGAACUCCUUUGCAAGGAAGAAGAAUCUCCAGAGAAAGGUGCUUAAACUUCACCCUUGCUUAGCCCCUAUUAAGGUCGCUUUGGAUGUGGGGAAAGGCCCAACGGUGGAACUACGACAGGUUUGUCAAGGGCUACUCAAUGAGUUACUAGAAAAGGGCAUUUCUGUGUGGCCUGGUUAUUUGGAAACUAUGCAUUCCUCAUUAGAACAACUCCAUUCAAAGUACGAUGAGAUGAGUAUCCUCUUCACAGUUCUUAUCACUGAAACAACGUUGGAAAAUGGACUGAUCCAGCUGCGGAGCAGAGACACCACGAUGAAGGAGAUGAUGCACAUAUCCAAACUGAGAGACUUCCUGACCAAGUACCUGGCAUCAGCUAGGAAUAUUGAGUGUCUGCGUAACAGUUGUAAGAGUCCUUGGAGUCCACAAAGGAAGUUGAAUCCUCUGGAACCGGGCUUUCAGGCAGCUGUCAGCCACAUGAUGUUGGUGUUGAGAACCUACAUGUCAACGUAGGAAAAUAGAGACCCCAGCACAAGUGUAUGUACAAAUCUUUUCCUGAGAUCUGGGCUUUGACAGGGUCCUGAAGCAAAACCAUUGGAGCAAGGAACACAGCCUGAGCCUAGAACUGAUUUCUAAAUACAGGGCUCCUUGGGAAAUAACUCAGGGACAAAUACUAGAUGAACCUGGAGCCCACUGUUACACCAGGUAAGGACACACCCAAAGAAUGACAGCUACGUGUCAUAAAAAGAGA
This is a messenger RNA of Arvicanthis niloticus (Nile rat), 1778 nucleotides long. It is a transcript of the gene Polg2, whose product is annotated as DNA polymerase gamma 2, accessory subunit. Gene Ontology annotation, biological process: mitochondrial DNA replication. Lineage: Eukaryota; Metazoa; Chordata; Mammalia; Rodentia; Muridae. Gene Ontology annotation, cellular component: mitochondrion; cytoplasm. The record is from RefSeq and is a predicted model, not a curated record.